AUGCGCCGCAAUCGGAGAAAAAGAUCAUCUUCUCCUCGAUCUUCCUUUACUAAACGCGCCUUUCUGUCCGUUGUGCUAAUUGGCUUGUUUUUGACCAUCAUUAAAUUAGGGCGUUUUUGGUUACUUUUAUCGUUUGGGGUACUAGAUAUACUGGUGUUUUCCGAGUUGUUAAAGGUGUUAUUGGGGAUUGGUGGUGGUUGGCCGGUAAUUAGUGAGUUUUUGUCCAGUCGCUUAUCUUCUUUGCCAGCUGGGUUCUUCUGGUGGUGUUUUGUGACUACAGGAGUGACUCAUGGGCUGAGAGUAGUCUGUCCGGGGUAUGCUAAGCUGGCUAGACAGAUAGGAAUGCCCAUGCAAAUUGUUGGGCUUAUCUGGUUUUUAUGGUUGUUAAAAGGGGGGAUGUAUCGGCAGAAGUUCUUUCAUGCUUCUUUAGUGCUGGUUUGGGCUGCUGGGCUAGUGCAAUGUACGAGUGCUGCCGUGGCUAAUUUAGAUCGUGGGAUGUUCUUCUUUGUUUUCCCAUGUUUACUGGUGGGCAUUAAUGAUACGGCAGCUUAUGCGGUGGGAAGGUGUUGUGGGCGGCAGCCAUUAACGGCACUUAGUCCUAAGAAGACAAUUGAAGGGUUUAUUGGUGGCGGACUUAUUACUUUGAUUUUGAGUUGGCCGGCUGCCUACUUAACUAGAAGUAUUACUGGCGAGGCGGUAGAACUAAGUGCCUGGAUGGUUUUAGGAUUAAGUAUACUUGCUUCAACUAUUGCUCCCUUUGGUGGUAUUUUGGCGAGUGGGUUCAAACGGGCCUUUGGAGUGAAGGACUUUGGCCGACUUAUUCCGGGUCAUGGUGGAGUAGCCGAUCGAGUGGACUGCCAUUUGGUUAUGCAAGUUACCACUCAUGUAUUCUUGUCAUACCUUAAGAGAUCUCGUAAGAUAGAAGGUCUAAUGGGUGAGAUAGAAGAAAGACUAACUCCAGCCGAGAUAUUUCAGUUAGUAGAAGCACUAACAAGCGUUCAAUAA
This is a messenger RNA of Nematocida homosporus, 1005 nucleotides long. RefSeq names its product phosphatidate cytidylyltransferase. The coding region runs from base 1 to 1005 and encodes 334 amino acids. The transcript has a single exon. Gene Ontology annotation, molecular function: phosphatidate cytidylyltransferase activity. Lineage: Eukaryota; Fungi; Microsporidia. Gene Ontology annotation, cellular component: endoplasmic reticulum membrane. The record is from RefSeq and is a predicted model, not a curated record.